Messenger RNA from Doryrhamphus excisus (bluestripe pipefish), 4562 nucleotides. It is a transcript of the gene ppm1nb, whose product is annotated as protein phosphatase, Mg2+/Mn2+ dependent, 1Nb (putative). Lineage: Eukaryota; Metazoa; Chordata; Actinopteri; Syngnathiformes; Syngnathidae. Gene Ontology annotation, biological process: protein dephosphorylation. The record is from RefSeq and is a predicted model, not a curated record. Gene Ontology annotation, molecular function: manganese ion binding; magnesium ion binding; protein serine/threonine phosphatase activity.
GCUCGAUAUGACAGUGGCGGCGCAAGGCAGGCAGGGAUUGAUGCACAUAAAUAGCCGUCCAAUCCCAGAGCAGAAAGAGGGACCAUAACAAGAGGCAGGCUGGCUGGUGAAAAGCGAUGAAAAAAAGCAGAGGAAAAGGUGAAAUUGCAACAGAGGCGCAGAGGAGAGUGAGGAUGAGUGGAGGAGAGAGCGUCUCUCAGUGACGUCUCCAGAGAGGAAGGAGAUGAGCGGGGAGAGGUAGGAGAGGUAGCAGCCAGCACAGAGAACAUCCAUCACAUGAGGCAGCCAUGCUCUGAAGAGGGCAAGAAACACACAUGCCCAGCAGAAGCAGCAGGCCUCGCUAGCAGCUGGAAACACAACAACAACAGUGGAUGACAAGCAUGAGGACAUCCAGGAAAGGAAGUGUGGAGAUGCCUGCGUUUGUGCGCCAGCUGGUGAAAGAGACGGAGAAAAGGGUCAGCUCCUUCUUCAAGGGGAGCCGAGGAGGAGCGGCUGAGGGGGAGCAGCCAGGGGAGGGAGAGAAGGAGGAGGUGAUCCCCAGUCCUUACCUGGAUCGGCCAGUAUUGGACAAGCUAACUGAGGAAGGCUGUGCCCGCUGGGGUCUUACCUAUGCCCUGGGAAGCAUGCAAGGAUGGAGGGCCAACAUGGAGGACUACCACAAUUGUGUACCUCAGCUGGGGGGGGAGCUGGCCGACUGGAGCUUCUUUGCCGUGUUUGACGGUCAUGCGGGAAACACGGUGGCUCAACACUGCUCUCAGCAUCUUCUGGGUCAGAUCCUGGCCACAGGUGGACUGGGGCCCGAGGAUAACCCUGACAAGGUACAAGGGGCGCUAGCAGAGGGCUUCCUGCAAGCAGACAAGCACCUCCUCUCUGUGGCCCGUCGAGAAGGCUGGGAGAGAGGUGGCACCACUGUUGUGGCCACCCUCAUCUCGCCGUAUUACAUCUACUUCGCCAACUGUGGGGACUCAAGGGCCAUGUUGUGUCGCUCAGGACAAGUGUGCUUCUCCACAGAGGACCACAAACCUUACAGCCCUCUGGAGAAAGAGCGCAUUGAGAGUGCCGGAGGUUCUGUGUCCCUCCAACGUAUCAAUGGGUCUUUGGCCGUCUCUCGUGCGCUGGGCGACUUCAGCUACAAGGGGGCGGAGAACCGGUCGCCCAGUCAACAGAUGGUCUCACCUGAGCCCGAAGUGUACGUCAUGGAGCGGUCACCAGCUGAUGAAUUCAUAGUGCUGGCCUGCGAUGGCGUGUGGGACACUAUGAGCAAUGAGGACCUGUGUGCUUUUAUCCACAACCGUCUGCACGUGUGCACUGACCUGAGGGAUGUCUGCUCGCAGGUCAUUGACCUCUGUCUCUACAAGGGCAGCUUGGACAACAUCAGCAUCAUCCUGCUGUGCUUCCCUGGCGCCCCCCAGCUGUCCACAGAAGCAUUACAUCAGGAAGCUGAGCUAGAGGACCUGCUGGAGUCCAAAGUAGCAGAGAUUUAUGAUGAGCUGUGUGGCGGAGGGGAGGAGCCCGAUUUACUGUCUGUCCUCACAGUCUUGGCGUCCACUGUUAUCCCUGGAUUACCACCAGGGGGCGGCAUACAGAGCAAAAGGAACUGCAUUAUCUCUGCUUACUACCAACAAAGAGACAUGCACAAGCCAAGUGAAGUGGAAGGCUCCUGAGAAGGCAGCCUGGGUAACGUCUAUGAAGGGAUCGUAAUUAAUGUCCAUAUGAAGUGUUUUAUUCAUGGUUUGAAAUGGUCAAAAAGGGAGAUAGUGAACAGCGUCUGUUUACAUCAUUCUAACAAAGCAGCACCUUGUCCUAACGACUACAAUGCAAAAAGUAGGCGUGGUAAAGCCUGAUACAGUCUAUAUAUUUGUACCAGAAGGACAUUUUGUAAGACUUAACUCAGCGACACUGACCCAGCAACAAACUUCUGCCUCAUAUUCAGUGAACAGAAGAUACAAAACUGAAUAUCAACAACUGUGAAAAAAUACAUUUUCAAUAUAGUUUGAAGAGCGGGAAUAUUUGUAGCACUGUAGGCACAUUUGAUUGUUAUGUUUGAUGAAAAAGUACUGAUUCAUUGAUGUUGGGCAAAGCUAGCAUCAAUAGGCAAUUGCUAAGGAAAUUAACAAAUAUAAGAAUAUGAAAAUAAAUAAUUUCACAGAUUAUAUUUUCCUUUUUUGUCAAUUUAACUUAACUAAAUAUGUUGAAUAAGCUUUACUUGGCUGAAUGUGUGGUAAUAUUUAGACUUACAUGUUUGUGAAACAUGUUGUGGUUUGUAUGAAAGAGCAGUAGAACAACAAGGAAAGUGAAAAAUAUAUACAGUCGUCCCUCGUUUAUCACGGUUAAUUGGUUCCGGACCCAACCACGGUAAGUGGAUUUCCGCACAGUAGGAUUUAAGUUAAUAAAUGGACUGUUCUCCUAGUUAUAGCAUAGAAAACAUGUUUUUCAUCAUCAUUAGAGCCAUAUAGACAUGAAAUAACACAGUACAUUGCUAAUGCACAGGUAAUGGGAUCACUGCAGGGACAAAAACGAUAGCAUGCUAGUGAGCUUACGAGUUAGCCUCCAAUUUAUUUAUUCUGAACCUAACAAAGGGUUUCAAAUGGAGUGGGGGGGAUAAUAAACCAAAAAUGUACCACUUCCACAAUGAGUAGGAGGAGAAGUUCUUUUCACUCUUAACCUGUCCAACAUACAGUAGCAUGGCUGACUAGAUGCUCUGUGAAGGUCAUGUCACGUCUCAUCCAUGCUUUGUGUCAUUACUGACACCUAGUGGUCAACGACAUAGAACUUGUAUGUACUUUCGUACCAUUUGGAUGUUGACGAAACUUUUCUGUACACUCGUUUCUGUGCCUGUUACUGUAUCAUUCCCUGGAAUCGAGUGGCCAAACAAAGCACCGUACGCAUUGCUGACUCACUGUCCUUGCAUUCUUUAUUUAUUUGGUACGGUGGGUGCCAGCAGUUUGCUAAAGAAAGUGAGAAACACCAGGAUGUAGGGGAAUUCUGUAGCAAUAAGUUCCCUCUGUUGCUCAUUAAUUAUUAUUUGCAUUUCUGCAUGUAAAACUAGAAUAACUUGAGAAUAUUUUUUGGUAAUGUUUUUGGCUGUGCAACGGAUUAAUUUGAUUAUUUUGUGGGAAAAAUUUAGUCGGUUUUUGUUAAUUUCUGUUUGGUUCCACAACAUAGUAAUCUCUCGUUUAUCACAGUUAAUUGGUUCCAGACUCAACAGUGAUAAGUGAAUUUCCACAGAGUAGGAGUCCUCCUUUAUAAAUGGAAUAUUUUUGUAAUUAGAGCAUAGAAAACCUGUGUCCAACCUUCUAAAUACUGGUUUUAACUUUAUUAGAGCCCUCUAGACAUGAACUAACAUCCGUGUAGUCAUUGUUACACUCAUAUUACCCAAUAUAAUAAAAGAAAAUUUAAGACAUAAGUCAAAUUGUGUUGCUAUAAAUGUGUUCGGGAAGUGAUGUUGUGAGUUGCUUUUAGCUGGAUUAUGGCCACAAUAAUAGCCAGUGUUGUUAUAUUCAGUAUUAUUAUGUUAUUAUUAUUGUGCCUGUUGUGAGCUCAUUCCAACUUGCAAUAAAAGCCUGUUGUCCCAGCGAUCAAGUCUGGCGCUUGUGUGUUAUUUACUGAUGUCUAGUGACCAAUGUAGAAUACUGCAUAUCGUAAUUUGAAUGCAUCUUCUGAAUGCUUGACAAUGCUUCACUUCAUUUGCUUAAAUGUGCUUACUUUUUUUUUUUUUUACUAAAAGGCCGUAUUAAGCCAUCAUUUCUUGUCUGAUAUAUUUUAGAAAAAUGGUGAUAGAGUGAAAUUCAAACCGCGAUGUGGCGAGGGACGACUGUAGUCUCCAGUUUACCCGUGGCCUUAAUGAGUACAAGUGGCAUAGAGGAUGGAUGGAUAAAUAGUAGUAGUAGUAGUAAUAGUAUGUUAAUAGGUGCUGCAUACUGAAAAGUCAAAGGAUGCUGGGGGACACUUUGAUAUUCAUAUAUAUAUUUCUUACUUUCUAAAAUAAUUUUCCAGGGUCAAAAUAGUAGUAAUAUUAUCAUUAUCAUGAAUACACUGCACAAUAUGGAAUGGAUUUGUAAUAUUGAAAAGUAAUUUUAGCACAAUUUAAGAAUAACAUGUAAUGAUUAAGUUCUCUCUUCUAUAUGAAACAUGUGUGCAUAUAUGAACUAAAUGCAUGUGAAAUGUAUUUUUGUUCCUGCAUGUUGGACAAUGAUAUAAGACUGCCUUAUUAUCUUGAUCAGGAAGGACAAUUAUCAGGUUGGGUCAUUUUAUCAGCAUUAUUGUUGUAUUAUCUCAGUGAACAACUUUGUGUAAAGUCUAUAUAUAUAUUGGAUGAUUUGCAAAGGAAAUAAAGAAUGUUUGAAAAGACUACUAGCAUGUUUUGAUAUGAAAAGAAAAGCUCAGAGAUGUAAGUGAUUCGAAAGUGGGUGGUUUUGCAUAGAGGAAAAAGCUCCUCCAGGUUGUCUAAAUCUUCCUCCGCGCUCUGCUGACGUGAGCAGCAGCACUUCAAGAUUAGAGGACGUGUUCUUGGGGUGUAUGUUUGAUUGAAGCCAGCAUCUCAAGAUUUCUUGCAUGAUUAC